AUGAGUAUUCACCAUUCUAAUGGCACAUCACCCUCCAUCACCAAAGCCCCUACCAUCAAGUUCACCAAACUUUUCAUCAAUGGAGAUUUCGUCGAAUCAGUUUCAGGGAAGAGUUUUGAGACAAUAGAUCCAAGAACAGGAGAUGUAAUAGCAAGAAUCAGUGAAGGAACCAAAGAAGACAUUGAUGUUGCUGUAAAGGCAGCUCGUCACGCAUUUGACUCAGGUCCAUGGCCUCGCCUGCCCGGCACUGAAAGAGCAAAAAUAAUGAUGAAAUUUGCGAACCUAAUCGACGAAAACAUAGACGAGCUAGCAGCACUUGAUGCCAUUGAUGCAGGAAAGUUGUACCAUAUGUGUAAGGCCUUAGACAUCCCCUCUGCAGCAAAUACGCUACGUUACAGUGCCGGUGCGGCGGAUAAAAUUCAUGGUAAUGUACUAAAACCUGCUGGACAGUUCCAUGCUUAUACAUUGAUGGAACCAAUUGGUGUUGUUGGACACAUUAUUCCUUGGAACUUUCCUACUUCAAUGUUCUUCGUCAAGGUUAGCCCUUGUUUAGCUGCUGGAUGCACCAUGGUUCUCAAACCUGCUGAGCAAACGCCUCUCUCGGCUUUGUUUUAUGCUCAUCUAGCUAAAUUGGCUGGAAUCCCGGACGGAGUGUUGAAUGUUGUACCGGGAUUUGGAGAAAUUGCUGGUGCUGCAAUUAGCUCACAUAUGGACAUUGAUGCGGUAAGCUUUACUGGUUCAACACAAACCGGGCGUAAGAUAAUGGAAGCUGCGGCAAAGAGUAACUUGAAACAAGUUUCACUUGAAUUAGGAGGCAAGUCGCCACUCAUAAUUUUCGAUGAUGCCGAUAUUGAAAAAGCUACUGAACUUGCUCUUAUAGGCAUCUUAUUCAACAAGGGAGAAGUGUGUGUUGCAAGUUCACGAGUGUUUGUUCAAGAAGGAAUCUACGAAGAAUUCGAGAAAAAAUUGGUCGAAAAAGCAAAAGCUUGGGUCGUUGGCGACAAUUUUGAUCCUAAAGUUCAACAAGGACCUCAAGUUGACAAGAAACAAUUUGAAAAAAUUCUUUCAUAUAUAGAACAUGGAAAAAGAGAAGGAGCUACUCUUUUGACUGGUGGUAAAACAGUUGGAAACAAAGGAUACUUCAUUGAGCCAACAAUUUUCUCCAACAUAAAGGAUGAUAUGCUUAUAGCACAAGAUGAGAUAUUUGGUCCUGUGUUGGCACUGAAAAAAUUUAAGACUAUUGAGGAAGCAAUUAAGAGUGCUAAUAAUACAAGAUAUGGAUUAGCAGCAGGCAUUGUGACAAAGAGUUUGGAUAUAGCAAACACUGUGUCAAGAUCGAUUCGUGCAGGAACUAUUUGGAUAAACUGUUAUUUUGCUUUUGGAGAUGAUAUUCCUUUUGGAGGAUAUAAAAUGAGUGGAUUUGGAAGAGAAUAUGGAUUGGAAGCACUUCAUAAGUAUCUACAAGUUAAAUCUGUUGUUACUCCCAUUUACAAUUCUCCAUGGCUAUGA
Molecule: messenger RNA, 1509 nt
Organism: Lathyrus sativus (Indian pea)
Lineage: Eukaryota; Viridiplantae; Streptophyta; Magnoliopsida; Fabales; Fabaceae
Source: the annotation of a GenBank genome assembly